Messenger RNA from Colletotrichum abscissum, 966 nucleotides. RefSeq names its product plant Basic Secretory protein. Lineage: Eukaryota; Fungi; Ascomycota; Sordariomycetes; Glomerellales; Glomerellaceae. The coding region runs from base 1 to 966 and encodes 321 amino acids. The record is from RefSeq and is a predicted model, not a curated record. The transcript has a single exon.
AUGGUCCUCCCACCAAACACCACGCCCAACCCUGAUCCCAUCGCCAUCUUCCUCCCAGCCAUGUCAUCCGCCGUCCCAGAAUCAACACCAACCUCCGAGGCACCGGGCCCGGCCCCGGCGCCCCCAGCCGCCACCCCGCUCCCCGCCCACCUCAAAUCAUCAUCAGAUCAGCAACCGCUAGCCCCCGCCGCCGGCGCCGCCAGCAAUCACCCCCGUCCCGUCCCGGACUUUGCCCUCCCCAAGCUCCGCCUCGAGAUCCGCGACCUCAACGACCCGGCCGCAGCCCAUUUCCUCUCCGCCGUGAACGCCAGCACCGCCCUCGCGACCGCCGUCCGCUCCGUCCUCACCCUCCUCUACGAGUCCCCCUCCAACCACACAACCCACGUCCCGCCAACCCGCUCCGUCACCCUCAUCCUCCGCCCCAUGGGCGGCGUCGCCUACACCACGGGCUCCGACCUCGACGACGACCACAAGGAGAUCCACUUCUCCAUGUCCUACAUCGCCGGCAUCCCCGCCGACCGCCGCACCGCCGAGAUCAUGGGCGUCCUCACCCACGAAAUGGUCCACUGCUUCCAGUAUAACGCCCACGGAACCUGCCCGGGCGGCCUGAUCGAGGGCAUCGCUGACUGGGUCCGCCUCAACGCCGACCUGAGCCCGCCUCACUGGAAGCGCGACGCCACCGGGAACUGGGACGGCGGGUACCAGCACACGGGCUACUUCCUCGACUAUCUCGAGGGCCGCUUCGGCAAGGGCACCGUCAGGAGGAUCAACGAGAAGCUUCGUACCCAGCGCUACAAGGAGAAGGAGUUCUGGACCGAGAUCGUGGGCAGGCCCGUCGAGCAGCUGUGGAAGGAUUACGGCGACAAGAUGAAGGAGGAAGAGGCUGUGAUUGUGAACAAGGACGAUAUUUCGGAUGAUGAUGUUAGAUUGGGAAGGAUCCGAGCUGCCGACGAGGUUCCACAGUGA